This is a messenger RNA of Clonostachys solani, 1053 nucleotides long. The record is from the annotation of a GenBank genome assembly. NCBI's taxonomy places the organism in Eukaryota, Fungi, Ascomycota, Sordariomycetes, Hypocreales, Bionectriaceae.
AUGGAGAAAGCAACAAACUCUGAAGCUAACCACCAGAGCGUAGAGGGCUUGGGCGUUGCAGCUCCCGACAGGCAACUCCAGGAUGUCCAGACAGACAGUCUCAGGUCCUGGCUGGUGGUCUUGGGAUCUUUCUGUACGCUGACUUGCACAUUUGGUGCGGUCAGUAGCUACGGCGUCUUUCAAGCCCACUACAAAUCUUCUCUAUUGUCUGAAUAUUCGGCGUCACAGAUAUCUUGGAUUGGGGCAAUCCAGUACUUUCUCCUAUUUUUCUUGGGUUUGCCAGCUGGUUAUCUCGCUGAUAUUGGAUAUACAAGACAUCUCAUGGUUACAGGUUCUGUCAUUGUGAUCGUAUCUCAGCUCUGCAUCAGUUGGUGUGCCAAGUAUUGGCAGUUUCUCCUUGUACAGGGAAUAAUAUAUGGGAUCGGAUGUGGAUCUCUGUUCACCCCUGCUUGUGCGGUAGUGCAGCCAUGGUUUGAGAAGCGGCGAGGCCUUGCGCUUGGUGUUAUUGCUUGCGGUGCCGCAGUCGGAGGGGUUAUUUGCUCCAUUGUCUCCUCAUCUUUGCUGCCCCGGAUCGGGUUCUCAUGGGCAUGUCGAGUUCUCGCACUCCUCUUCUUCGUUCUUUUGAGUGUAUCAUGCGCUGUAAGUGAUCUGCAAACUGUGGGAAAGCUACUACAAGCAAACUCAUGUGAGAUACAGUUGAUCAAACCAUAUCCUAUGUCCAUGGGCACAAACAUCGACGCCAAUGAUUUCGACGCCAUCGCCACGUGGGGCUCCUGGCUUAGAAACACCUUUCCCGCUAUUUUUGAGCCUGCCUUUAUCUUGUAUCUUUGCGGGCUCUUUUGCGCUACCGCAGGUGUAUAUCUUCCAUUCAAUUUCCUACAACAAUAUGUGGGUGAUAUUGGUCUGUCAGGAUCAUACUCAAAGUACAUGACUGCCUAUAUCAAUGCAUCCUCGAUCUUAGGACGCUUAGGAGGGGGAAUCCUCGCCGACAAGUACGUAUGCUUCGCAUUUGACCUUACAUUCAUAGUAGUGAAACGUCUGAUUCGCGGUUAG